UUUAAAAGUUUAAUAUCACAAAAAGACUUUGUUUUGUUGUAUUUCAGCAUUCACAACUAUGCAUCUCUUUACGGCGAGUUCUACUGCAUUUCUCACUACCAGCAGCUUUUUAAAAGAAAAGGAAAUUAUGAUGAGGGAUUUGGGCACACGCAACAUAAAGAUCGCUGGCUUCAGAGAAAUAAAGGAACAGAUGAGCCAGACGUCUUGUCCACUCCCAAAACUACAAAACCCAAGUUAAACACCUCCGAUGGCCCGAGAGAGUUCUCUGCUGGUGUGUUUGUUACGAAGUCAUCUGUGAGAGAGCUGGGAUGUGACAAAGCUGCUGAUGUCAAGGGCAAACUGAAAAUGAGCUGGCCACCAGAGAAGAAGAACACAGGUGUUAAUUCAUUGCCGAGGACACAUGCACCAGCUCUGAAAAACAAGACACCUGGUAUUGAUAAAGCAGCUACUAACGCCAUGAGUGUCACAGAGUAUUGGAAAAGUGACAGGAACAAAUCAAAGAUCAACCACGCAGGAGAAAUGAAAGAUAAAGAGGUCAAGGAUCAAUCAAAGACAACAGGAUUUAACUCUGAUGAGUUACGUUCAAAGGAACCAAAACCGUGGAGUGAUUCAACCAAAGCUGGAGGCGUCCGAGACACCAUCUCUCCGAGGGUGCUCAGCUUUACUUCGCCCUCGGCAGAAAAGGGUUUUAUUGUCACAAACCAAAAAAAAGAGCAGAAGAAUGUGGCUCCCACCUCGAGAGCAAACUAUAAUCCGACAGUUAACAGGCGGGAUGUAUUUCCAAAUAAAGCUAAAAAGUUUGUGCGGUUUUCUCCCAACGUUGACGUGGCUCAGUAUGACGAGUCCUCUCAGCUGAUCUUGGAGGUCUCAGAUCAGUCUGAACACAAUCAACUGAAUAAAUCCAAGGAUAUGAAAGAUGAGAAAAAUCAUCUGACAUCUGAGCUGAGUGAAAAACAGAGUGAAAGUGAGGUGAACCUUGAAAUCCCUGAACAUGAAUGCCAUGGAGAAACAACCAGCACGUCGAACCAAGAGCCUGAUGUUGAAGUGAAGAGAAGUCAAGAGAGUCCUCAAGCCGAUAUCGCAAUUCUGAAUGGAGUUGCAGAGAAGGUUGAGGAAUCACAUGAUACUCAAAGUCUCACUGAAACUUUCAAUUCAACUCAAGAUGUUACAGCACAUCAAAAGCCACCUGAUCAGUCGGACGUCGCUCCAGAAAACUCGGUCGAUCCAUGUGAAUCACAGGAUCCAAGUGCCCUGCACAGUUCUGCUGGACAAAUGACCAAAGAAGAGGACGGCCAUGAGAGCAAUAAAAAUCUAAUUGAAAAGACGGACUCAACCAAUGAUCAAGAAAAUGGUGGUAACCAGAAGAAACCCGUUGUGAGGACAAAUUCUCUGAAGGGUUCUGCUAAACCGGCUGAAAAGACAAAGGCCAAACUGGGCUCCUGGUCCAAAGGAAAGAGUCCUUUGUCGAAGCUCUUCACAUCAGGCGGGAAUGAGAGAACGAACAAGGCUGAACCGAAAGAUGCCAAGAAACCAGAAGCCAAACCUAGCGGCGGACUGUUAGGAAGACUGUUUCAGUCAUCUUCAGAGAAGCCCGAGGAUGUCACGAAGUUGGCUGCACAAGGUGAAAGACAAGAAGAAGAAAAGGACAAAACACACAAUGACAAUAAGACAGAGGAGGUAAAGGAAGCUAUUACCGAAGAAAUUGAAAAGGAAGACGACGUGCCUCAAGUCCCACCUGUGGAACAAGAGCAUGUGAAGACAAAUUCUGCCGACGCCAACACACCGGACAGUAACGAAUAUGGGGAUAUAAGCAAAUCUACAGAGCAAUCCAACCUGCUCAAAGGUUCAGCUAGUGGGACAGGUGAGGUUCAUACGGCUCCAAAUCCUACUGAUGAGGAAGAACCAGAUCUCCAGAGCAGUGAGACUGAAGGCCUGUCUGUCUCUGAUCCUGGAAUAGCUGAGUCCGCUGUCCAAUCAGUGAACCGAUCAUCUGAGGAGUCAGUCGGUCCGUUAACAGCUGAGAGAAGUGGUGAUGAAGUUUUGAGUGAUCCAUUUAAUGGUGAUAUUUUCGGCGACAGUGUCAGCUCUGUCCCGACUGACACACUGUCCAGUCAGAUGAACACUGACGAAUCUGUUCAAAGGCCGGACGAAUCGUUUGAUGCACCAGACGAAGGAGGAAGAAACGUUGUGGAUGGAGCGCUUUUUGAUCUGAACCAUGAACCUCCUCAAGAUUCCUCCAGUCUUCUUGCUCCGUCUGAAUCUCAGGGGAUUUUUGGAAACGCACCUGGUGAUGUAUUUUCAUCUUCUGUGAGCGACAUGCCUUUGUCUGCAGGUGCGUCUUCCGAAAGUUUUACCCUGCUCGACUCCCAGCCAAUAUCAGCUGAGAAUGAAGUAACGCUCAGCAUGACAGAUCAGCUGAUUGCCCCGGACCCAGCACCUCUAAACCAAGAUACGAGUCAAACCUCAGAUCUUUUUGGUGCAAACAGCCAAACAAGUGAGCAGGGCACUGGCUUUGACAUAUUCAGCCUGAAUGAUGAUCUGUUCACUCAGCCUCCUGCUGUUAGUGUGUCUGGUCUGGGCGAUCUGGGAAAUCAGGGAGAAGCUGAAGCUGUCACAACCCAGGCGUCUCCCUUCGCCGAUGAUACCUUUGGAGUCAGUGACAUCUCCAACAGUGCAGAUGUGUUUGCACUGCUACCAGGCAGCCCUGCCGCUUCUAAUUCACUGAAUGAUUUACUCAGUUCAGAUGCGUCCUCUGCUGCUGCUGCUGCUGCUCCUUCAGCUCAGAUAGAUCUCUUUGCUGACGACAUCUUUGCAUCAGGACCAAAGUUGCUGCCACUGUCUGACGCCGGUGAUGCUGAUUCAUUUAUGGACAAUCUUUUAGUGUCUGGAAGCAACAACACAGAGCAAGCAGCACAAAAUACUGUCACGAACAGCAGCUGGAUGGACGAUCUGCUCGGGUGAUAGCAGGGCUGUGAUUUCAUGACAUAAUACACAAGGUUUGAAUGUACAAGAAUGAAAGGAAUCGUAUUAACAUGGUUAAAAAGAGGAAUUUGUAAGUGCAUGGGCAUCAUAAACCACUACCAGAUAAUUAGUUAAUAAAAACAGCCACUAUUGUUUUCAUUUGCAAUUGCAUUUUAUUUGGAAAUACUUGACAAACACAAUCUGUAACAUUAAUGUAAUUUAAAAUUUUUGUGGUAAAUGUGUCUUUACAUUACAAUGUUUAUUACAUGAACAUGAAGAAAAGCAAAGGAUGUAACUUUUGCUGAACGACUCUACAUUUUAAACUCAUUUUCAACUCAUUUUCCGUCAAUACAAAGGUAAUAAACAGUAAGAAUCAAGAGUAAAUAGGUGUAAUUUGAUUGUGAAAUGUCUAAAUAUAAUCAUAUGAAAAUUGCUUGCUUGAAUGCAUUGAUCUGUAAUAAAGUCACACCGUUAAAGUCCCAC
Messenger RNA from Seriola dumerili (greater amberjack), 3444 nucleotides. RefSeq names its product histone acetyltransferase KAT6B-like. Lineage: Eukaryota; Metazoa; Chordata; Actinopteri; Carangiformes; Carangidae. Gene Ontology annotation, cellular component: actin cytoskeleton; plasma membrane. Gene Ontology annotation, biological process: actin filament bundle assembly. The record is from RefSeq and is a predicted model, not a curated record. The annotation marks the transcript as partial. Gene Ontology annotation, molecular function: actin filament binding. The transcript has a single exon.